Messenger RNA from Physella acuta, 1978 nucleotides. RefSeq names its product aspartyl/glutamyl-tRNA(Asn/Gln) amidotransferase subunit B. Gene Ontology annotation, cellular component: mitochondrion; glutamyl-tRNA(Gln) amidotransferase complex. Gene Ontology annotation, biological process: glutaminyl-tRNAGln biosynthesis via transamidation; mitochondrial translation. Gene Ontology annotation, molecular function: glutaminyl-tRNA synthase (glutamine-hydrolyzing) activity. Lineage: Eukaryota; Metazoa; Mollusca; Gastropoda; Physidae. The record is from RefSeq and is a predicted model, not a curated record.
GUAAAAUGGCAGCCACCACUGCUAAACAUUAUUUUUCCAAACAGUGUACAUUUUGCUUAACUUCACACUUAUUUCACCAUAAUUCUAAAAGAGUUUUACUAGCGAAAAGAUUUAAAUCUAUUUCUACGAAAGAAACUGCAUCGCCUAUUCAGAGGAAAGAGUCAACAGCCUGGAAAGGAGUGAUCGGUCUUGAAAUACAUGCCCAAAUUGCUUCAGCAUCAAAGCUUUUUUCUGGAGCUGGAACUCACUAUGGAGCUAAUACUAACUCUCAGGUUGCAUUUUUUGAUGCGGCAUUGCCAGGAACGUUGCCAGUGUUAAACAAAAAAUGUGUUGAGGCUGGUGUGGUAACGGCAUUGGCUUUGGGCUGUGAUAUAAACCUCAUUUCCAAGUUUGACAGGAAACACUACUUUUAUGCUGAUAUGCCAGCAGGUUAUCAGAUUACCCAAUAUAGAAAACCAUUUGCUGUUAAUGGACAAGUUACCUAUGUCUUCCAAUGUUCCAAAACAAGUUCUGUUGAAAGAAGAUCUGCUAAACUUGUACAGAUCCAGCUGGAGCAAGACAGUGGUAAAAGUUUACACGAUCCUCAGGGUGGACUCAGCUUAAUUGAUUUAAACAGAGCAGGUAUUGGUCUCAUGGAAAUUGUGACAGCACCAGACUUUGUAAAUGGAGAUGAUGCAUCAAGCUUUGUAAGAGACUUGAGAGACAUACUUGUAACUGUUGGUUCCUGUGAUGGCAAAAUGGCAGAGGGGUCUCUAAGGGUGGACGCCAAUAUAUCUGUACACAAACCUGGUGAGCCACUUGGAACAAGAACAGAAGUCAAGAAUUUAAAUUCACUCAAGAGCAUAAGAUUAGCUAUAGAUUAUGAAGUACGUCGGCAAAUACAAAUUCUUGAAUCAGGAGGGGUAAUUGAAAAUGAAACUCGAUCUUUUGAUGUAGAAGAUAAUGAAACAGUUCCAAUGAGAGAGAAAGAAAAGAUACUAGACUAUCGUUUUAUGCCAGAGCCUAAUCUCCCACCAUUAGUUAUUCACAAAGACUGGUCAACAACAGUAGCAACAAGGAAUGCUGUGGUGCUUGAAGAUAUCAGGUCAAGGGUGAAAGAUUUACCAGAUGAUAAACGCCGAUGUUUGGAAGAGCAAUAUCAAAUCACAUUGAGGAAUGCAGUUAUCAUAGUUAGAGCUAACUUGUUUGACCUGUUUGAAAGACUGGUUAACAAACAUGGCUGUGAUCCUAAAGUGACCUCAUCUGUACUCAGGAAUGUAUAUUCAGUUUUUCUCAACAAACUUGGGGUUGAAGCUACAAGCAGCCCCAUUACAGAUAACAUCCUUUCAGAAGUUAUAGAGUUAUGUCAGAAUAGGAAAAUAAGUGAGGCUUCUGUCACUGAGAUUCUUGAUGAGAUAGUUAAAAAUCCAGAUGCAUCUUGUUCAGAUAUUAUAAAUAAGAAAGAUCUGUGGAUGAUUACCGAUGAAACUGUCAUAAAUGCAGUAAUUGAUGAAGUUUGUGGAAAAAAUCCGUCUGCUAUAAAAGGUUAUAAAAAAGGAAAGACCAAUCAACUAGAAAUUCUAUCAGAAAAAGUAAAAAAAAAACUGAAAAAAAAAGUGUCAACAGCAAUUGUAUAUAGACUUUUGAAAAUGAAACUUGACGACAAAUAAAUUAUUUUAAAAAUAUAAGCGAAAGAGCAUUUUAGUUUUCAAAAAGGAAUUUGGUUGAUGAUUUAUGUACCAGUAUAAUAAGCUUCUAAUAAAAACUAAUUGUAAUGAACACAAACUUCCAGUUUCUUGCCUCUGUUCUACCUUUACAACAGAAUUUAUUUUUUUGUGAUGGAAAAGUCAUUGGUAAAAAAUGUUUAUAUUUUUGUUAUAUUUGCAUGAUUCUGCACAUGCAUGUAUAAAUACUAAUUUGAUAAAAAGUGUUACAAUACCAAGUUAAAAUGAACUACUGAUUAUAUCGCUUAACUUAUAAAGGAUAAUGUGACUGACUU